AUUUUAACCAGACGUCAGUGCCAUCAGCAAGAGGCUAUAUGGGAACUGCUGCAGACAGAGUCAGACUACAUCAAGAAAUUGCAUGUCAUCACUGAUCUGUUUCUGUGUGGCCUGCUGAACCUGCAGGAGAGUGGUUUACUUAGUGAAGUCGAACCUGUGCGCCUCUUCAGUAACAUUCAGGACAUCGUGCAACUGCACACAUCCCUGUGGGCUGAGGUCAUGCUGCCGGCGCUAGAGAAAGCCAGACAGAAAAGAUCAGUGAUCAACCCCACUGAACUACAUCAGGGCUUCAGCACUUUUGGUUUCCGAUUCAAGCCCUACAUCCAUUACUACAUGGAGGAAGAGGCCUGUAUGGAGUACAUGCGCACUUUACUGAAAGACAAUGAACUCUUCAGAAUAUACGUAACUUGGGCAGAAACUCAUAAACAGUGCAACCGGCUGAAGCUGACAGACAUGUUGGUGAAGCCUCAUCAAAGACUUACUAAAUACCCACUGCUGCUCAAAAGUGUGUUGAAAAAGACAGAUGACCCGGCAACUCGUGAAGCCCUUAACAAAAUGGUGGCUGCUGUUGAAUGCUUCAUUAACAGUGUGGACUCACAAAUGAGACAAAGGGAGGAAAAACAGAAGCUGGCUGCCAUCGCUGGACGUAUAGAGGCGUAUGAGGCCGUGGAGGGGGCCAGCGAGGAGGUGGAGAGGAUCCUCAGGGAAUAUAAUAACUUUGACCUGACUGCUCCAGUCAUGGGCGCCCCACCUGAAGAGACUCGUCAGCUGCUCCUAGAGGGAGCUCUCAAGAUGAAGGAGGGUAAAGAGAGCAGGAUGGAUGUAUACUGUUUCCUGUUCACUGAUGUUCUGUUGAUUACUAAGUCCGUGAAGCGUGUAGAGAAAGUGAAGGUGAUCCGGCAGCCUCUCGUCAUCCAUAACGUGGUGUGCCGAGAGCUGAAAGACCCAGGAAGCUUCCUCCUUAUCUACCUCAACGAGUUUCGCUGUGCCAUUGCCUCCUACUGCUUUCAGGCCAACAGUGGCACUCAGGGCCGCAGCUGGAUUGAGGCCAUUUACAACGCACAGAACCAGCUCCAGAGACUUUGCUCUGAGACCCAGAGAGAUGACAGAGAUGAGGAUGAGACAGAAAGCAGCAUGUCCACCUCUAGCUCUCCAUCAAUACAGCACAGAGAGCCUCUAGGCAAGAG
Sinocyclocheilus grahami is the source of this 1187-nucleotide messenger RNA. Its product is annotated as pleckstrin homology domain-containing family G member 5-like. Gene Ontology annotation, molecular function: guanyl-nucleotide exchange factor activity. Gene Ontology annotation, cellular component: plasma membrane; endocytic vesicle; axon. Gene Ontology annotation, biological process: endothelial cell migration; Rho protein signal transduction. The transcript is spliced from 8 exons. The record is from RefSeq and is a predicted model, not a curated record. The annotation marks the transcript as partial. Lineage: Eukaryota; Metazoa; Chordata; Actinopteri; Cypriniformes; Cyprinidae.